AUGGCGGCGCCCAUGCAAGCGUGUUAAAUUUGUAAACUGCAAAUAAACAACUGUAUCGUUUGAUUAAUGCAUUUAUAUUUUCUGAAAUUGUGAAGAUGCCAGUGGAUUCUAGGAGGAUAUGUGGGCCGGAGUCAACACAAAGUCCCGUUAUAUUUACUGUAAAUAAAGAUAUAAAACAAGAUAUUUUGUUAAAUGGAGAGCGAAAAAAUGGAAGAAAACUGGAUCAGAUCAGACCAUUGUUUCUACGACCUGGAUUAAUUAGUCAAGCUAAGGGAUCAGCUUAUAUAGAACAGAAUCAUACCAAGGUUAUAUGUGCUGUAUUUGGUCCAAGGGAGGUAAUGAGAAAAGAGGAUUUUAGUAUGAAGGGACAACUUACUUGUGAAUUUAAAUUUGCAACAUUUUCUUGUAAAAAGAAACGACAACAUCAGCAAGAUGCUGAAGAAAAAGAUUUAUCAGUCCAGUUACUGGAAGCUUUUGAACCAGCUGUGCAAUUGGAUAAGUUUCCAAAAGCACAAGUAAAUGUAUACAUAACUGUUCUACAAAAUGAUGGCAGUGCACUGGCAGCAUCUAUAACAUGUGCAUCACUUGCAUUAGCUGAUGCUGGUAUUGAGAUGUAUGAUAUUGUUGUCGGAUCUUCUGUUCGUAUCCAUGGUGAUGUUAUGUUGGUAGAUCCUAGUGAAGAAGAAGAAUAUAGAUCUCAGGAUUGUAACGAUGUAAACGAGGGGAAUGUGGUUGUUGGUCUGAUGCCAUCAAUUAAUCAGAUCUCAGCUUUAACAUCAAAAGGUGAAAUAGAUUUUGAAACUAUCAGUCAGGCCAUUAAAACCUGUAUACAGACCUGCCAGAAAGUAUACCCAGUCUUACAAAAUGCUUUGGUCAAUUCUGUGAAAGCUAAAACAUAGCACAUACACAUAUACAAAAACAUCAGGAGAUUGAAAAUAGAUCUCAAAAGAGACAUUACAUCGAUUGAACUUUAAGUUAUGGUGGACAUUUGUGUCUUUGUGCUCCCUCCAUCACUUAUAAGUUUUAGAAUUUGAAUAAACUCUAAAGUGUAUAUAAAUAUCUGUUUCUGUAUUUGUGUUAACAUCAGAAUGUUGAAUGGAUUAAAUUGAAAAGUACUGUUUGGAAUCAUGGUAAAAAUAUGAGGCAUAUUAAAGAUGUGUUAUGUAAGAGCUAAAUCUGCCUAUUGCAGGUUGUUAUUUUGGCUUCAAAUGUUAUAUAAACUAUUAUUUAGACAUUUAUUAACAUAAUCAACACUCUAGACUGUCGGAUGGCAGAGAUUUCAAUGGUUUAGAAUGCCCAAUAGAUUAAAAAAUUAAUGAUAAAAUGGAUAGUCCAGUACAGUUGCUACGAUAAUAAACUAUCUAAGCUACAUCUUGCAACACCCACAACAUCGCUCAGAAGAAAGUAAUUUGAAUGAAAUUUUCAAUAUUACAUGUAUAUUCAUUAUUCAUUAUCUAUUUUUGAACUAUGACAGCAAGAACGGCCAGCACUAUCUAUGACAGCCUUGUUAGCACAGUAUUUUAGUCAUUUCAGAUUUAACAUGGUCAAAUUCAAGAUCAAAUUAAAGAUCAUUAAGGUCAACACUCUUUAAAACACCCCUAUGUCCAAAUUAAUGACAGAUUGGGAAUCCUUGUAGAAAUGCAUUUCAAGCAAUACCCAUUUCAGCAAUUUUGACCAAUGGGUUACAGAACUAUGGUCUUUUCAAUAUUGGCAGCUAUGCCCAAGUUGGACAAAACAGCCAAAUUAUACGGGGCAGAUCCCAGGAAUGUAUUUUUGAACUAUGACAGCAAGAACGGCCAGCACUAUCUAUAUCUUACAUAAUAAUGAAUAUAAUAGAAAAAGAGCAACAAGACAUUAAACUGUUAUGAACAAGAAUGUGCAAAACAGAUCUAAAAUAAUUUUAUGAAAUUUUGGUAUUAAAGGCAUGAUAUUCCAGAUUAAAAGACAAAAUUAGACCUUCAGAUAGUUGCCUUCCCAAUCAAAAAUUGAUCCAGAAAUGAUUAAAGUCCAUGUCAAUAUUUUUAUCUCUUAUACACCACUGAAGGAUAAAUCAUUUCUAUCUGUGAACAUUGAGCUGAAUAACUUUGUUUUUAUGGUGUAAAUAUAAUAACCACUUCUCAAGUUUUUGUUAAUUUUAAAUAAGGAAAUGUACAUUGGGGGAAUCAAUGGCACCAGUAUCAUGGAAUCAAGUCCUUAUUAACUGUACUGUCACCACAGCUGGUGUAAUGCUAACAGUAGUUGAAAAAAAUAUUUAGCAGUGUAUUUUAAGAGCCAUCUUAUUGGGCAAGAUUUGUUGAUGGAAAUGAAGACAGGCACAUGCUAUGAGGGAAAUUUUGUCAGGACAGCAGCGCUACGGCCUACUCUUAUUUUGAAUUCCAACUAUCCAGGAUUCUUUUAUGUGCAUUCCAAUGUGUACACAGGACCUUGUCUUGUUUUUUUGCAACAUCCUAAUGACUAGACAGCUGUUCUUGUAAGGCCCGCUGUCCUGUAUCACUUUGUUGUUAUAGAAUUGUUAAUGAUCUGUUAUGUAUAUUGAUCAACUGUAGAAUAAACUUGACAUGCUGACUAAAGCAAUCUGAUUACAUUUUUUUUGUUUUAUGCUUUUGGCAGCCUUCACUCUAUAUACAUGUAGAUGUCUGUCACCAGAUUGUGUGGAAGAUUCAGGGGUCACAUUCAUGACUGAAUUAUUAUUAAUAUUAACCAUUGUUUUGUUUUGUCUACUGACCAAUAGAUGUCUCCCAGAAUUCUGUGAAGAACUUGAAUAAAGCUUGACUAAACAGGCCAUUUCAUUGGCUUAUCACCCAGUUAUCACAUUAUUGUCAUGGCCUAGAGUUUGUAUUAUAUUUGUUCAAUAAAAUUGGAGCCAAA
Molecule: messenger RNA, 2868 nt
Organism: Patella vulgata (common limpet)
Lineage: Eukaryota; Metazoa; Mollusca; Gastropoda; Patellidae
Product: exosome complex component MTR3
Exons: 9
Coding region: 96-899 (267 amino acids)
Biological process (GO): nuclear mRNA surveillance; rRNA catabolic process; poly(A)-dependent snoRNA 3'-end processing
Cellular component (GO): cytoplasmic exosome (RNase complex); nuclear exosome (RNase complex); nucleolus
Source: RefSeq, a predicted model, not a curated record